ACUGCUGCAAAGUAUCUUGAAAUAGUCGAUGUAUCUUGUGCAUCCCUAGUUUAGUUGUUUUGAAGUUCUUUUAUCCAAUGGAUCAAAAAGCCCUCGCCAUGCCGGACCCGGUAGUCGCACACUUUUUUGAAGGCGUUGAGAAGCUAUUGGAGAUAUGGUUUGAGGAGAGCUCAAGUCCCACAGGCGACUUACGCAACAUAACGCGGCCUGAAUGGGAGAAUCUGCUGCGCCACGUGAAAUGCGAAAUAAUCAGCUUCACCAAAAAUGAUUUUAUAGAUGCAUUCCUUUUAAGCGAGAGCAGCAUGUUCGUCUCGAAGCGCAGAUGGAUACUGAAGACGUGUGGAACAACGACACCGUUGAAAUGCUUGGAGCAGCUGCUCAAAUUAGCCAAAGUUCACGGUUUCACUGUGAUCAGCGAUAUAUUCUAUUCGAGAAAGAACUUUACCCGACCCGAGGUACAGAAUAGUCCACACAAAGGCUUUUACGAGGAGGUCUCCUAUUUGGAUACCAUAUUUCCCGAAGGCCGAUCGUAUUGCUUGGGCUCCAUUAAUCUGGAAUGUUGGUAUCUUUAUACGUUCAGCAGGCCGGAGCUGAAAGCCCUGCCCGAUAUUAUUGUCGAGGAGAACAAUAUAGACGCUGAUCCCGAUCAAACCAUCGAGAUACUUAUGCAAAAUCUGGAUAAGAACGUGAUGUCAGCCUUCAGCAAAACCGAAUUCUCCACUGGACCCGAGGCGACGGCACACUCUGGCAUAGAUCAAAUACUGCCCGACAUGGUUAUCGACGACUUCCUGUUCGAUCCGUGCGGCUACUCGAUGAACGGCAUCAAUGAGCAUGGCGAAUACAUGACCAUACACAUCACGCCCGAGGAGAAGUUCUCCUAUGUGAGCUUUGAGAGCAAUGUGGCGCUAAAUAACUAUACGAAAUUGAUUAAUCAGGUUAUCAAGACCUUUAAGCCGGGCAAAUUUAUUGUCACCAUCUUUGCUAACAAAUCCUCGCUGGCCUACGAGACAAUGAAGGAGCUGGAGAUUGAAUACUCAACGCUAUCCAACUGGAAACGCACCGAUAUGCAGUGCUGCAAUUUCCCAUCCUACAAUCUACUCUUUGCCCAAUAUUCUCGUGCUGUUGAGAUAUCGACGUGAAAUAAUUUCGCCAAUUCCCAAAAAUUUAUUGUUAAUAAAAAAAAAUUUUUGUUACAUUCUAAA
Messenger RNA from Drosophila montana, 1202 nucleotides. It is a transcript of the gene SamDC, whose product is annotated as S-adenosylmethionine decarboxylase. Gene Ontology annotation, cellular component: cytosol. The coding region runs from base 78 to 1139 and encodes 353 amino acids. NCBI's taxonomy places the organism in Eukaryota, Metazoa, Arthropoda, Insecta, Diptera, Drosophilidae. Gene Ontology annotation, biological process: spermidine biosynthetic process; spermine biosynthetic process. The transcript has a single exon. Gene Ontology annotation, molecular function: adenosylmethionine decarboxylase activity. The record is from RefSeq and is a predicted model, not a curated record.